Messenger RNA from Elephantulus edwardii (Cape elephant shrew), 1487 nucleotides. It is a transcript of the gene GDI2, whose product is annotated as GDP dissociation inhibitor 2. The transcript is spliced from 10 exons. Gene Ontology annotation, biological process: protein transport; vesicle-mediated transport; small GTPase-mediated signal transduction. Gene Ontology annotation, molecular function: Rab GDP-dissociation inhibitor activity. NCBI's taxonomy places the organism in Eukaryota, Metazoa, Chordata, Mammalia, Macroscelidea, Macroscelididae. The record is from RefSeq and is a predicted model, not a curated record. Gene Ontology annotation, cellular component: cytoplasm. The coding region runs from base 61 to 1263 and encodes 400 amino acids.
CACUAGAGUCCCUGUGUUUUCUCCUUUUCCUAAUCUUCCAUCCUCUCCUUUCCCCCCGCCAUGAAUGAGGAGUACGACGUGAUCGUGCUGGGCACCGGCCUGACGGAAUGUAUCCUGUCAGGCAUAAUGUCAGUGAAUGGAAAGAAAGUUCUUCACAUGGAUCGAAAUCCAUAUUAUGGAGGAGAAAGUGCAUCUAUAACACCACUGGAAGAUUUAUACAAAAGAUUUCAAAUACCAGGAUCACCACCAGCAUCAAUGGGCAGAGGAAGAGACUGGAAUGUUGACUUAAUACCCAAGUUCCUUAUGGCUAAUGGUUUAAUGGGGCUGUUUGAAAAACGUCGCUUCAGAAAAUUCCUUGUUUAUAUUGCCAACUUUGAUGAAAAAGAUCCUAGAACUUUUGAGGGUGUUGAUCCUAAGAAGACUACAAUGCGAGACGUGUAUAAGAAAUUUGACUUGGGCCAAGAUGUUAUAGAUUUCACUGGUCAUGCCCUUGCACUUUACAGAACUGAUGAUUAUUUAGAUCAGCCAUGUUUUGAAACCAUUAAUAGGAUUAAACUUUACAGUGAGUCUUUGGCAAGAUAUGGCAAAAGCCCAUACCUUUAUCCACUUUAUGGCCUUGGAGAACUGCCACAAGGAUUUGCAAGGCUAAGUGCAAUUUAUGGAGGUACCUACAUGUUGAAUAAGCCAAUUGAAGAAAUCAUUGUGGAAAAUGGAAAAGUGGUGGGUGUAAAAUCUGAAGGAGAGAUCGCUCGUUGUAAGCAGCUCAUCUGUGAUCCCAGUUAUGUAAAAGAUAGUGUACAGAAGGUAGGCCAAGUGAUAAGAGUUAUAUGUAUCCUAAGUCACCCAAUCAAGAAUACCAAUGAUGCCAACUCAUGCCAGAUCAUUAUUCCACAGAACCAAGUGAAUCGAAAAUCAGAUAUCUAUGUUUGCAUGAUUUCUUCUGCACACAAUGUGGCAGCACAAGGAAAAUAUAUCGCCAUAGUUAGUACAACUGUGGAAACCAAGGAACCAGAGAAAGAAAUCAGACCAGCUUUGGAACUCUUGGAACCAAUUGAACAGAAAUUUGUAAGUAUCAGUGACCUCCUUGUACCAGUAGAUUUGGGAACAGAAAGCCAGAUUUUUAUUUCCCGCACUUAUGAUGCUACAACUCACUUUGAGACAACCUGUGAUGACAUUAAAGACAUCUAUAAAAGGAUGACGGGAUCAGAGUUUGACUUUGAAGAAAUGAAGCGCAAGAAAAAUGACAUCUAUGGAGAAGACUAACAGCAGUACUUACUUAUUAGCUAAUCAGAACAAAUUUGAAAUUUGGCAAAUAAUGCAUAUUGUAUGAAAUCAAUAUUCUAAGGCCUGCUUUUAUAAUCAAAACUGAAAGAUUGGAGAGAGUACUACACCAAUAAAAUAUCCCUCCCCUUUAUCUCUUUAAUAUCAUGUAUUAACUUUUCAUGGAGUGGCUGUUCAGAAUUGGCCAGUUACCAUAUUCUGUUUAA